Macrosteles quadrilineatus (aster leafhopper) is the source of this 3801-nucleotide messenger RNA. RefSeq lists its product as uncharacterized. Gene Ontology annotation, biological process: DNA replication. The transcript has a single exon. The coding region runs from base 1 to 3801 and encodes 1266 amino acids. Lineage: Eukaryota; Metazoa; Arthropoda; Insecta; Hemiptera; Cicadellidae. Gene Ontology annotation, molecular function: DNA binding; nucleotide binding; DNA-directed DNA polymerase activity. The record is from RefSeq and is a predicted model, not a curated record.
AUGGAUUCAGUUCCAAGCACUUCUGCGGAACCCUUUAUUGGGCCUGUUGAUCCAGUCAAUGUUGUCAACACCAAUGAAACGUAUGUCAGGCGCUUUAGAGUACAUGGCCGCAGGACCACUUUUAAAUUUAAUUCCCCUCCUGAAGGAGUUUCUGAAAUUGAUUGGCUUAGAGGUGGCUUUUCUAGCCUUGUUGAAAAAAUGAAAGCUGAGUCCGAGGAAGGGGAUCAGCUCGGGUUUACUUUGCGAAGUCUAAAUUUAAAAAAUAAAGAGCCCGGAUACGUUGCGUUCCGACCAGCUGCCCAAGUGGAUGAGGACGUACUGUGGGAAAUUUUUGGCGGAAUAGUUCAGAGUAAUGCGGAAUCAAUCACUUCGGCAGAUACCUUCCAGGUCGAGUGCACUCGUGUCAAUCUCCCUGUAGGCACAGGUAGGGUAAGGCCAGGCAUGUUUAACACGUUCAAUGAAGAAUGUCACAAACGGAAGGGCAUUGUUGCUAUAAAGAAUACUGACAACCUCUGCCUGCCUAGGGCUAUUGUGGUGGCAAAGGCUAAGGUUAAAAACAAUCCUGAAUUUCAAGCUAUUCGUAAGGACAGAAGGGGUAGGCAAUUGAACAGGGCAAGGAAACUGAUGCAGAAGGCUAGGGUGGAAAUUCCAGAGGAGGGUGCAGGUAUCCUAGAGUUGCAAAAGUUUCAGGACCAUCUGAAAAAAUACAAGAUCACUGUGUAUCACUAUGACAGGAGGGGCAGAGACGUGUACUUUGAAGGAAACAACCCUGAUGCCUCACUAAAAAUUAAUUUGCUCUUCCAUAAUGGCCACUACAAUGUUAUAACUUCAUUGACAGCUGCUUUUGCCUGCACCCACUUCUGUGAAGGAUGCCACGUUCCGUAUAGCAACAAAGGAAACCACAGAUGUAACAAUAUUUGCUCAGCCUGUCAAACCGUCUCUCCACCUUGCAUUGAAGAGAUGGGUGGUAUUGUGUGUCCUGAAUGCAACUUAAAAUACAAAAAUCAGAUUUGUUUCCUGGCCCACAAGAAUGAGCGCUGUAAAUCUGUGAGAAAAUGUAAGGACUGUGACAAAAUCAUCAAUCUUAACAACAGAAAGUCAGAUCAUGUUUGUGGAGAAGUUUUCUGUGUGAUUUGUAGGGAAUUCUUACCACCUGACCACCAAUGCUACAUGAAAGUGGACAAAAGAAAGCCCACAGACAAGAUUAAAGACUCUGUGUACAUUUUCUUUGAUUUGGAGACGCGUCAAGACGAACCCCUGGCAACCGACCCUGACUCCAACCUGCAUAUAGUCAAUCUCUGCAUUUCUCAACAGUACUGUUGGAAAUGUAUAGAGGGAGAGGGUUGUGACACGUGCAACGAUAGGACAAAAAUAUUCAGAGAGGACCCUGUUGGUAGAUUUGUGGACUAUGUUAUGGAGAGCAGAAAGCAAUUUAAGAAUGUGUGUGCAAUUGCCCAUAACGGUCAGGGGUUUGAUUUCCAGUUUAUCCUGAAGCACAUUAUUGAACACACUAAAUUCACACCUGAACUGAUCAUGAGAGGCACAAAGGUGAUAUUGUUGGAAGUGGACAGUGUACGGUUUAUUGAUUCCCUAAACUACUUCCCCAUGGCACUGUCUGCUCUUCCAAAAGCGUUCGAUCUGCCCCCGGAGAAAAAGAAAGGCUACUUUCCUCAUCUGUUCAACACGAUGGCGAAUCAAAACUUUGUCGGUCCUAUCCCUAGUAAAAAAUUCUACUGUCCUGACACUAUGUUUGAAAAAACAUACAAGGACUUUGAAAAUUGGCACAACGAACAGAUGAGUCAAAAUUAUGUUUUUGAUUUUUCCAAAGAAAUAGUAGAGUAUUGCCUUUCUGAUGUUGACAUACUGGCCCAAGCGUGUAUUAAAUUUAGAAAGCUCUUCUUACUUGAAUGUAAUGUUGAACCAUUCCUAGAGGCUGUUACGAUCGCGAGCGCCUGUAACCUGGCGUUCAGACGUAACUUUUUGAAACCCAACACUAUCGGCUUGAUUCCUAAAAACGGAUAUCGCAUGGUUGAAAACCAGUCGGCCAUUGCUUUGCAAUGGAUGACCUGGGAAGAAGGCCAGCGAGAUGUGACAAUUAACCACGCUGGGCGGGGGAGAGAGAGUAGAAUUGCGGGAAUGAAAGUUGACGGGUUUGAUGGGGAACGUGUUUAUGAAUUCCAAGGCUGUUACUACCAUGGAUGCCCUAACUGCUACCCCUACAAACGAGAGGAGCCUCUGAAAGAGGAUCCUUCUGACAGCCUACAUCUCCGGUAUGAAAGAACUAAAACAAAAAUUCAAAAACUGUCUGAAACCGCGUAUGAGAUUGUUGAGAUGUGGGAGUGCGAGUUUAAAAAAAUCAAACGCGAUAAUAACUUGUCUUAUCUAAACUCUUUGCCUAUCUUGAAUUUUCUCCCCCUUGAACCUCGCAACGCUUUCUUUGGGGGUAGGACAGGAAACGCCAAGACCUAUCACAAGUGUGAAGAUGGUGAAUCCAUCCAAUAUGUCGAUGUGUGUUCCCUAUACCCUUAUGUUUGUAAGAGAGGGCACUAUCCACUAGGACAUCCCACUGUACAUGUAGGGGACAGAGCCUGCCGAGAGCUUGGACUGGAAGUAAAUGGUAUUCUGAAAUGUAAAGUCCUGCCACCACUGAAACUGUAUCACCCUGUACUACCUGCUAGGAUGAGUGACAAACUGAUGUUUGUUUUGUGUAGAAAGUGUGGUGAGCAGUUGAACCAAGAAGAUUGUCACCAUAGUAGUGAAGAAAGAGCCCUGACCGGUACGUGGACCAUGGAUGAGAUAAGGAAAGCCGUGGACAAAGGAUAUGUGAUUCUAGACAUGUAUGAGAUGUGGGAAUACAAGAUGGCCACUUAUGAAAACGGAGGGCUCUUUACAGAUUUUAUAGAUAAAUUCCUAAAGAUCAAACAAGAGGCAUCAGGGUACCCUUCAUGGUGUGAGACCCCUGAAGACAAAGAGAAGUACGUCAAGGACUAUAAAGACCAUGAAGGAGUCAGUCUGGAUCCCGCCAAGAUUGAAAAGAACAGUGGAUUGAGAUCUCUUGCUAAACUAAUGCUUAACUCUUUUUGGGGAAAGUUUGGCCAGCGAGAGAACCAGACAAAGGCGUCGUUGAUUAGGAACCCCAAAGACUUCUUUACGUUAAUGAUAACACCAGGGAUACAGGUCAAUACCAUUAGAGAAUUGAACGAAAAUGUCCUUCUAGUGAAUUGGCAAAACAUCGACGAGGUUGGAGAGUCUUUGCGAACAGUGAAUGUUGUCCUGGCAGCGUUCACUACGGCACAAGCUAGAUUAAAGCUUUACGAACACCUCGAAGCUCUCGGCGGCCAGGUGAUUUACUACGACACAGACAGCGUACUCUACAUAUAUAAGCAGAACUUGUACAGGAUACCUACCGGUGACUACUUGGGAGAAAUGACAGACGAGCUAGCCGAGUACGGUCCGGGCUCCUAUAUUGUUGAAUUUGUUUCAGGUGGUCCAAAGACAUACGCGUACUUGGUGUUUUCAACAAAUAAAAAUGCUUUAGUUGAAGUGUGCAAAAUUAAAGGGUUGACACUUAACCUCAACACCUCUAAAAAACUAAAUUUUGCCCAAUUAAAAGAAAUGGUGUUGAGUGAAGCGAGACUUUCAGUUGAGACAACUGAGAGCAGAAUUAGAAGGACCAAAGACAAAAAUAUCAUAACGACUAAAGUGAAAAAACUCUUUAGAGUCACUGGACCUAAGAGGAGACUUGAAGGCACAUAUGACACCCUCCCUUAUGGCUACCAAAAAAAUCCAAGACUUACCUAA